CCCUCCCCCCUUACUCUCGCUCAACAACUAAGGCCAUCGAGAAAGCAGGUAUAAAGCUACUCUAUUUUUCUAAACUUUUUCAAGGGCCUUGUUCUGGAUCUUACUUGUAUUUGCAUGUACUUUUUGGAAAUAUUUUCAGUGCUUUCCUCUGUGUGUUUUCCUAGUAGGUUGAGCUUUGUUUUUGUUUUGUUUUUCUCAACCCUUUACCUUCCCUCUUUUGUGAAAAUGUGGUUUACGGAUUUGAAGGUUGGGUUCCUGUAGUACAGCAUCAUUUUGUAGAAGUAUUAAACAUGGAUUAGAGAAGAACUUGUCCAGAGGGACUGUUGAGUUCUGCCUAUUCAGUAAUCACUCCCACACUGGCCUCAUUUACCCCUACCACUCUUUUACAUUAUGUUCUUAUCCAGAGUAACUUGGGUUAAGUGCCUUGCUCAAGGGCACAUCAACAGAUGUUUCACCUAGUCGGCUUGGGGAUUUGAACCAGCAAACUUUUGGCUACUGGCCCCACACUCUUAACCACUAGGCCAUCCCACUCUUCCACUUAAUGGUGUGUGAAUGUGAUUAAUGUAGCAUGUUAUUUGAUGGGACUAACAGCUGUCAUCUUUUAGGUGACGAUUUUGGAUUGGCGAGGCCAGAGCCUUCCUCCAGGACAGCCAUGGAGCGCAGGGGAGUCAGUCAGGAAUCAGAGGCAGGGAAAAUACAUCCUAACCCCCCCUCUGUCACACCCACAGGGGCCAAGGGGAAGAAGGCUCUGAGUGCUAAAUCACACGUCAACAAAAAAGCCAAAACCAAGAUGACAUCUGUUCACGGCUCAGUCGCUGGCUCCAAUGGUUUUAUUCUGCAUAAAAAACAAGCGAGGGCAACCCCUCAAAGGAAAGGUGGUUCACCCCAUGGACUGACCAAAACCCCUCCAACUCCUGCAGACAGUGGUAGAGAAGCUGUUAUAGCAGGGAUCUCAGAUGUACAACCUCCUAGCAAUCCAUCUCUGGUCCCUGCCCCAGCAUCCAGUACACAGUGUGCAUGGAAGACUAUGGGCAAACCUGCCUCCAAUCCAGCAGCACUGAAGGUAAUGUUCAUCCAACCCCAGUCCAUGGUAUUUCAUGCUUUUAAAUGAUGACUGGUGUCUGAACUCAUAAGAGUCUGUUAUGAAGCGUUUAACCAGGGACGGAGCAGAGUCGAGCAUGGAAGUCAUGGGGAUGGAAAAGUCAAUGGCACCUUCCCAAAUCAAGCUACCUCCGAGCUGUAAAGGAAAGAGAGUUGUCUCUACCAAGUCACAGCCAGGUUAGUCGUCUGCCUUGCUGGUAAGACUUCUUCUAUCUACACUGUCUCUUAUGUCCACUCUGUAGUGAUGGCACUUGGAGUUAGUUGGCACCUGUACUAAGUUGGGACUAGUUAUGAGUGACAUACUGUACUUGCCUGCUUGGACCACCUUCUGCCACUUCACCGUCCCUAUGUAUCUGCAGGGUCUAGGAAGAGGAAGAGGAAGAUGGGAAUGUACAACUUUGUCCCUAAGAAAAAAACCAAGGUGUUGAAGGUAAGAGACCCAUCUACUCUAUUGUAAAGAUUUGUGUAGAAAUGCACUGUUGAUGAACUUUGUUUUGCUCUAAUAGUGUCUGAAUGGUUAUCCCCUUCUCUCUGCAGAAAGAAAGCUCAUUUGUAAAGGCAGGGCAAGAAAGCGGCAGGGAGAAGAGAGUAGACCUGACGCACAGAGAGAUUUGUGAAAUAAAAGAAAGCCAAGCACUGUUAGCCAAGCAGUGUGAAGAAAAGGCAACUGACUUAAGCAAAGGAAACAAAAUGGAGGAAGAGGACAGCAGCAGUAAGCAGGAAUACACUGAACUGACUUUAGAAUCGCUGGAUCUGAAAGCCCAAGAGGAGCUGUUCUCUCCUCCUCUCUCAGGUAAGUUUUUAUUUUAUAUUUUUUAUUUUAUUUUUAUUUCACCUUUAUUUAACCAGGUAAGCCAGUUGAGAACAAGUUCUCAUUUACAACUGCGACCUGGCCAAGAUAAAGCAAAGCAGUGCGAUAAAAACAACAACACAGAGUUACAUAUGGGGUAAAAAAACAUAAAGUCAAAAAAUACAACAGAAAAUAUAUAUACAGUGUGUGUAUAUAGUUUACCCAGAGACGAGUUACACAUUGCAUCAUUAGUUAUUAAAUUAUACUUGUACAAUGAUGUACAUUCAAUCUGUUGUUGAUCUGGAUGUAUUCUUUUGCAGGCUUUCCAGUUGAUGGUGAGGUGACAGAGACAGACCUGUCUGAAGAGCUGCCUCUGUGCUGCUGUCGCAUGGAGACCCCAUGCAGUUGGGAGAGCCUGUCCCAGACUGAGCACACCUGCAUGGCCACAGAGAGUGUGGAUGGCCUGGUAAAGCUGACCUGCUCUGAAGCAAACUUUCCCUAGUCUUGCGCACCAGAUUUUCUCCCCAAAGGGUGAAAUAGCCUGGGGAUGAGGUUAACCUUUCCCAGCCUUUGUGUGUUGAGCUAAUGUCUAAACAACCCUUAUUUCUCUGUUUAUUCUUUCUAUCAAUCUCUCUGUUAAUCUCUUCCCUAUAGGUGAGUCGGUGUCAGAGGAGUGUGCUGAAGCAUGAGAUGAUGCGUCCCUCCAACGCAGUGCAUCUGCUGGUUCUGUGUGAGGACCACAGGGCCGGCAUGGUCAAGCACCAGUGCUGCCCUGGCUGUGGCCUCUUCUGCAGGGCGGUAAGUGGAGGGAUACAGCAGGGAUCAACCAAAAUAGACCUGGCAGGCUGGCACACCUGUCCCAUUGCUUUAUGAUACAUGUUCGUUGUUCAUUCUUAAAGCACUCCUUUGCCUUUUAAUAUCUGACUAUUUAAUGUAUGUUAUGCAGGGGAGCUUCAUGGAGUGCAGACCUUAUGGCAGCAUCUCUCACCGUUUCCACCGUGGCUGUGCUUCAGUCAUCAAGGCCCAGAGCUUCUGUCCCCACUGUGGGGAGGAUGCCACCGGGGCCCAGGAAGUCACUGUUCCCAAAACGGUCUCCAAUCGUGUCACUGUCCCCAAAGCUGAACCUGUACUUCCUUCUGUGCCAGCUGUUCCUGCUGUUUACCCUGUGGCCCCUCUUCCAGUUGUGUCCACCAGGCCCCUCAUUCACAGGGCUAAGAAGACCACUGAGCUUGAGAGGAGGCUGGACACCUCCCCCAACAGGCAGUUCAGACUUGACUCUUCCAUUCUCAAUAUUAUCCCCCUCUAUCCUAAUGUGUCUCUUGUAUCUUUUUAUCUCUGCAUUAGUGCUAGCUUGGGUAUUUAGCUUAAUAUGUAAUGCUAAUGAUUGCUGUAUGCUGUUUUGUACUAGCCUGAAGAGGGAGACGUUAGGUGAUGGAGAGGAACCAGCUAAAACAUCACUGGAGAGCAUCCUAAUGGCCCUGGAUGAUGAAAAGUAAAGUUACAAGGGAGCUAUUUUAAAGUCAUUCCUUAAUAAACGUUUAACAAUUUGGAUGAGAUAAUACUAUAUAAUGAACAUAGCAGGUCAUUAUUGUUUCAUGUCAAUGAUUAAUGUAAUAGGCACUCUACCCACCCCACCACACCACCCUCUCUCUUUUGUGUAUAUAGUAUGAGGCCGAAGAAAGUGAAGUAUCACACGAAGCAGCUGUACAUCUCUGCCCAUCACGGAGAGCUCCAGAAAGUCAUCCAUCUGCUGGGUAUUUACACACCACAUCUCUCCAGGGCUACUUUAUAAGCCUAGUUAGUUCCUACAUGGAGGCAGCUCUUCUAAUAUUUUAACUUAAAUGAAAAAGGUGACAGCAACUUAUUUAUUUAUUUUCAUGAAUGAUAUUAAAUUAUAUACUUUAGUGUCCCUGAGGAGAAAGUUGUCAACAUGACUCAAAGGGUAAUUAACAGCUUUGUUCCAGUGGAUGGAAAAGACCCUAACUACCUGAUGGACAGCCAGAACAAGAGGACCCCUCUACAUGCUGCAGCAGCUGAAGGACACCAGGAGGUCUGUCACAUGCUUGUCCAGGUGAGGAGAUGUACUCUGACAUGUAGCAGGUAUUGGCUAUCUUUUCACAAUAUAAUCACUUGGCAUACAAGUGUAGCAGAUGGCUAAGUUAGCUUCGCUACAACAAGAACAUGACUUUGCUUUUCUGGGUCGGUAUUGACUGUGCUUCUUGAGUACGUUGUGUUUACUGUGCAGAGGGUUGAUGUUUUGCGUCCCAGACAGGACAGAAUUUCCACUCUAUUAUACUGUGUAAGCAUACAUGUGGGAAAGGUUUCUGAUUCCCCAUCCCCCUUAGGCUGGAGCUAACCUGGACACGUUUGAUGAGGAGCAGAGAACCCCCCUGAUGGACUCCUGCGAGAACAACCAUCUGGACACAGUCAAGUACCUGCUGAGGGCCGGGGCAGCGCUCAGCCAUAAGGUCAGUGUGUGGAGCAUAGCUCAUUGAUCACCCCAUGGAUAGGCCAUGAUCUUCUGUUAACCCAACCAGCAUUGUUACCGUUCAUAUAAUCUUCCGUGGGCAGAUUCUGUGUGUAGACCGAGAGAAUCUGCCAGGAAUUAAUGGAAUGUGUGAGAUCCGAGCAGCAUUAGUUCAGUUUAUUUAUUUUUUGUCACUGGUUAUUUGAACAUAUUAGGAUUGGGGAAGGCGGUGCUUAAACUGUUAUGCGCGUGUGCCCACACGGAUUGGAGGGGGAGGGGGGAGUUUCCUUUUGCGAGGGUGGAGACUUUGUUUUUGCAAGAACUCUCAAUUUCUAACACAUAAGAAUACAGAAAUUAAUCAUGCAGCUGACCAAAUUACGCAAAAUUGACAAGACCUUCGCUAAAUGAGCUGGUUUUCUGGUGUACUGUAGAUGGAAAGUGAUCAAACUAUUUUAAGUCCAUGACACGCUCACGUCUUAAACUAUUAACCAGAUACUGUAGCAGCUCAAGAUCUGUGCUUCUUUAAAUAGUAAUUAAUAAAAGGAGUGACUAACAUUUUGAUUUUGAUCUUCUUCUCCUGUCAGGAUAUCAAGGGCUCAACCUGUCUGCAUUUGGCUGCUAAACUGGGACAUUAUGACGUAGUUCAACAUCUCCUGUCCAAGGCAUCCAAGCAGGUCAACUGUCAGGUAUGUACCUAUCCAUGCUCUGCUCCCUCUUCUACUGACAGGUUCUGUUGACAUUUUAACUGCUUAAUUCAAACCGCCACUCUUUUAUCCAUCCAUAAUUCAUGUGUACUAUCAGCAAGGGUUUGGGAGGAUGAGUUGGAGGUCAGUGCAGUUGGAAGUCAGCCCAGUUCAACAGUGCCUAUUAGGAUGUUAAAUAUGUUGUGGGUAAUAUUAAAUGGAUUGUAAAAGUCCUGACCUUAACAGGAAAGAGAGACUGAGAUUGCUCCUAUCUGUUAUCAUGAUUCCAGGGGAUUUACCAUGUUUUGCCUUUCAUUUUAAUGCCUACAAACUGUUAGUAAAUUAAUGCCUUUUCACAUAGUGUGUACAAUAAGAGAAUCUACAGCCACCUUUUUAGAACCAUUGGUAAAAGCAUACCUCCAAAUAUUCAAAUGGGUAGCAGAGUUCAAAGCAGCGAUUGGUUGUGCUUUGUUUCAGGAUGACGGUGGGUGGACCCCCAUCACCUGGGCUAUAGAGUACAAGCACAGAGAGCUGGUCCUCCUGCUGCUCUCCAGAGGGGCUGAUGUUAACAUCCGAGACAAGGUCAGUACUGUAUAGGACGCAUACUGUUCAUCACAUCUCAUCGCAACACUUUACACCUACCUUCUGUUCUCACACCUCUUACAGCCUGGGGAGGGGAGGCUAGACCCAGGCAAGGUUACAGUACUCACUGACAAGUGGGAUGGAUCCCAUGGGGUGCAUGUGUUUCACCUACAGUACAUGGUGUAAUCCAAGUUAAAGGGAUGUUUCGGAAUGUCACCUUGGGAGCAUACUUACUAGUCCACUAACUAUCUUGAGGAAGAAACGACUUAACUCAUAGCAAUAACUAUUGUAUGUUUGAAAAAGGAGAACAUAUCAAUUGGUCUGUAUGAGGAUAAUUUCUUCCUCAGACAUUUGUAUACCGUAGGUGACAUACCUGUAUAUUGUUACGCUUGACAUAAAUGCCUAAAAAACUGAAACAUUUGCCUUCAAGAUAGCUUUUAGAUGUUGCGCUUUCUCUGUGGUGUUUGGGGAAGGUAUUCCUCCUGGCUAUGUUUUCCACGUUGACCUAUGACCCCUGUCCAGGAAGAGAACAUUUGCCUCCACUGGGCAGCCCUGUCUGGCUCCGAUGACAUUGCUCAGAUCCUGCUUGAUGCCAGAUGUGACCUCCAUGCAGUCAAUGUCCAUGGGGACUCACCUCUACACAUCGCUGCCAGGGAGAACCAACUGGAAUGUGUGACGUGAGUAGUACACCAGUCUCUGUUCUCCCAGAGCUGCAGCUUGACACCAGGUUGUUCUUGAACAAUAGCCUAUCCCACCUGGAUAAGUAGAUAGAUUAUCAUAAGCGCACUAACCUGCAAUGAGCCCAGUUUUUUAUAUAUAUACAACACAUCAUAGAUACACACAUCCAGAGACUGUGACUGCUCUAGCCUGGCCAUUGGGUGGCAGUCAUACUGCUGAACCAUAGCCAUGCUGGGGGUGUAAGAGAUCCUAACCACAUCCAGUAUGAUGUCUGCUCCUCCAGACUGCUUCUGUCCCAAGGAGCAGACGUGAACCUGAAGAACAGAGAGGGGGAGACCCCUCUGGACUGCUGUAUCUACAACUCUAAGGUGUGGGUGUCCCUGAACACCAAUAAGAAGCUGACAGAUGCCAGGAGAAGCAGGGACAGUCAUAGAGAGAAGGUCCUUUGCAGGUAGAACAGCAUGGUCUAGCUUACAGAGGAAAGAGGGAAUAUGAAGGGGUCUAAUACAUUGUAAUUAUUGUAGAUGUGUUGAUUAUUUGUCCUCCUCUCUGUCCUCUUCAGGGACAUCUCUCGGGGGUAUGAGGCAGUCCCCAUCACCUGUGUGAACGGGGUGGACAGUGACUCCUGUCCUGAUAACUACAAAUACGUCCCUGACAGUUGUGUCACCUCCCCAAUUAAUAUAGACAAAGACAUCACUCACUUACAGGUGAACCUCCAGUGCUCUGUGAAACACAGUCAAUGUCCAAUCCCAUCUUGUUCUGCUUCAUAAGUUACUGUGGGCCAGAACAAGUGACAUACUUACUCUCGACAAGUGUUGUUUAAUAAAGAUCUCACUCUCCUCCUAUUUCAGCAUUGUGUAUGUACAGAUGACUGCUCUUCAAAUACCUGCAUGUGUGCCCAGCUCAGCCUGCGCUGUUGGUAUGACAAAGUAAGUACAUAACUACAUCAAGGCAAAGUUCACAUUAGAAGGCGAAGUUCACAUUACAAGGGAAAGUUAUUGCUUUCAUGUAUUUCAAAUGGACGUUAUGGACUCUCGCAGCUCCCAUAUGUGAUGUGUUACCUGUGUUGGUUGCUCAGGAAGGGCGUCUGCCUCUGGAGUUCUGUCAGAAGGAGCCUCCGGUCCUGUUUGAGUGUAACCACGCCUGCUCCUGUUGGAGGAGCUGCAGGAACCGUGUGGUUCAGAAUGGACUUAGGUAACAGAUCCUCCCUAACCCACCAGCAUCUAAUGUCUACCUUUCUGUUGAAUACAGUAUUUCAGCCAAGCACGAUAACAUUAGUUUCUCUGUACACUUGAUCAAAUAUGGCUUCAGUGUGACACUGCACAGUCAUAUCUGACAAUUGUAUUUUUGUCUAUUUCCUGUACAGUAUUUAUCAGUUAGUUGGACUGGAUCUUCUCUUCUCUGUUUUCAGGGCUCGGCUGCAGCUCUAUAAAACCCAGAGGAUGGGCUGGGGUGUGAGGGCACUGCAGGAUAUUCCUCAAGGAACUUUCAUUUGCGAGUGAGGCCCUGAAUGUUAUGGAAGACAUGCUUGAAUUGAAGUGUUUGGAAAAGUGCCCAACCAUAACUAUAAAAAUGUCUUGUUUUAUUGUAGUUUCAGAAUCAGGAAGAACACUUACGAUUUAUGUUUUAUGGUAUACAAAUGACAUGAGCCAAUAUUGAUGUCAUGAACAGAUAAUGUUAAAACAGGAAGUAUGUUUUUCACUUCAUUUUAAUGUUGUGGUUACACAGAUUAUAUACAGCAGGCUUGCUCUUUAUUGUGCAGGUAUGUGGGUGAAAUCAUUACUGAUGCAGAGGCAGAUGGCAGGGAAAAUGACUCAUUCCUCUUCACCCUGGACAAUAAGGUGAUUUUUAAAUUACGUCUAUGAGAAACUCACAUUUUUAUUGGCCAAUGGCGUAUUCUGAAGUUGACAGUAGUAUUGUUACUGUGGCAUAAUGUUUGUACAGUACUUUUGUAUACCAAUGGGAGGUGCCGCAGAGAACACAAUGCCACAGAGUCCGAGACAACAUUAUUUUCAUACAUGUUCCUCUUACAACACUUCUCUACUGCAUUCGCUCAUAGUUUGCUUGAUGGCUAUUUGUUACACUAAAGCAUAUUGAAACUUGUACAAUUUAAUGACUGUCUAUGCUACUGCCUCACAGGAGGGAUCAACAUGACAGCCUUAACUAAUGUGUGAUUCUAUUCAAUUAUUUUAGUGAGUGAUUGCUUCGUCUACUGUCUUGCAGGUGGGUGAUGUGCACUGUAUUGAUGCGCGACUCUUUGGCAACAUCGGCAGGUUUAUUAACCACCUGUGUGAACCUAACCUGCUAGCAGUCCGAGUGUUCACUAUGCAUCAGGACUUGCGGUUCCCACGCAUUGCCUUCUUCUCCAGCAAGCCCAUUCAGUCAGGCGAUCAGAUUGGGUGAGACGCAUAAAACAAUUAUUAUUUUCUAUGUUUUAUUAAUGUUAGGCUAUAGAAUCAAUCAACAUACUCAAGGAAUAGGUUCCAGUACAUGUGCAUUGAUGGCUACCCUGUGUUCCCCAUUCAGGUUUGACUACGGUGAUCACUUCUGGAAGGUCAAGAGCAAGUAUUACAGCUGCCAGUGCUGCUCUCCAAAGUGUAGACACUCAUCAGCCGCCAUAGCCCAGAACUUAGAGAGGGUGGCCAGCCCAGCCCCAGCCCAACAGUCAGGUGCUCAUACUGCCCAAACACAAUCAUAACACCCCCAUGCCACCUCUGUCCUCCCCCAGCCAUCGUGGGGGUCUCUCACUCUCCCUGAUCACCACUAUGACUCCUUUUUUAAAUGUAGACUGAUAUUAAAUGUCAUUUUAAUGGAUUUGCAGACAGAAAUCAAAUGCUAUGGGUAGCCUAGCCCUAGACUGUGACAAAUGCUCACCUUUUCCAUGUAUCUGUUUUUAUUAAGUGCUC
Molecule: messenger RNA, 9207 nt
Organism: Coregonus sp. 'balchen'
Lineage: Eukaryota; Metazoa; Chordata; Actinopteri; Salmoniformes; Salmonidae
Source: the annotation of a GenBank genome assembly